AUGAAGGGAAACACUAUUGCUAUGGUGCUGGGUGCGCUUGCCAUGGGCGCGAGGGCUCAGGAUGCUAUUGCGCCCGAGGUUCAAUCAUCCGUCCUCAUGGUUCUCGCUCAGGCGAUCCCAUCGGAUAGCGUAGCAUAUGCUCUCGCCUCGUCCUCUGCCUUUGCCGCCGAAAUGGCAUCGUCUCUCUCUGCUGGUAACACACCGGCCUGGUACCAAGCGCUCCCAACAGAUGUCCAGAGCCUUUUGCCUGAGAUCUAUCCCGCUGCAGUCGAGGCUACGCCAACACCAACACCCACACCUUCAUCCUCUAGCGUGUACGUGGCGAAGAGCAGCAGUGUUGAGAGCUCCAGCGUUGUCAAGGUUACUCCAUACCCAACUGGAAGCAACAGCACCUUGGUCAAGCCUACGAUGAGCGCUACUGGAGGUGCUAGCGUCAGUGUGACAUUGAGUCCCAGUGGCGCUGCUUCUUCCACCCCGGACAGCCCUCCACCUUUUACUGGUGCGGCUUCUAAGCUCUCCGUUGGGGCUGGCCUCGGUGCUGCGAUCGUUCUUGGUAUGCUCACUUUGUAG
This is a messenger RNA of Alternaria atra, 570 nucleotides long. RefSeq lists its product as uncharacterized. The transcript has 2 exons. The record is from RefSeq and is a predicted model, not a curated record. NCBI's taxonomy places the organism in Eukaryota, Fungi, Ascomycota, Dothideomycetes, Pleosporales, Pleosporaceae. Bases 1 to 570 code for a protein of 189 amino acids.